Verticillium nonalfalfae is the source of this 1533-nucleotide messenger RNA. RefSeq names its product Aspartokinase (gene HOM3). The transcript is spliced from 5 exons. The coding region runs from base 1 to 1533 and encodes 510 amino acids. Gene Ontology annotation, molecular function: aspartate kinase activity. The record is from RefSeq and is a predicted model, not a curated record. NCBI's taxonomy places the organism in Eukaryota, Fungi, Ascomycota, Sordariomycetes, Glomerellales, Plectosphaerellaceae.
AUGGGCGGCCAAUUGACAGGUAACGCAUCCAACUAUGGAUGGGUUGUGCAAAAGUUUGGCGGCACAAGUGUCGGCAAGUUUCCGGACAAGAUUGCGAAAGACAUAGUGAAGUCCAAUCUUUCUGAACAUAGAGUCGUCGUCGUCUGCUCGGCCAGGAGUACGGGCAAGAAGGCUGAGGGUACGACAAGUCGUUUGCUCGGCAUCUAUAACAAGCUCAAGGGCAUUGCCGCCGCGACCAACGACGAGGAUGUGCAGAACGAGCUCAUGGAGGAGGCCAAGAGCCUCAUCAGCGACGUCAGUAGCGAGCACGUGCUCGCGGUACACAACUUUAUUCGCAACGAGGACCUCCAACAUGCCCUGUCCAAACAGAUCAAAGAUGAGUGCCAGGAGCUUACAGAGUACAUUGUGGCCGCAAAACGAUUCAAUCUCGAGGUGAACGCCAGAUCCAAGGACCGUGUCAUCAGCUUCGGCGAAAAACUCAGCUGCCGCUUCAUGGCUAUAUUGCUUCAAGACCAAGGAGUUGCCUCGGAGUACGUUGAUUUGAGCGACGUCUUCCACUAUGACGCCACGGCCCGGCUGGAUGUGUCUUUCUAUCAAGAAGCGACCGCACUGUUGAACAAGAAGAUCCUGGCGUGCGAGGAUAGAGUUCCCGUCGUCACUGGCUUCUUUGGCAACGUUCCCGGCAGCCUGAUUGAUGGCGACAUCGGCCGAGGCUACACUGACCUCUGCGCUGCGCUUUGCGCUGUCGGUAUGCGCGCCGACGAGUUGCAGGUCUGGAAGGAAGUCGACGGCAUUUUUACGGCCGAUCCGAGCAAGGUGCCCACGGCACGACUUCUACCGUCCAUCACGCCAUCCGAGGCAGCGGAGCUGACGUUCUACGGCUCCGAGGUUAUCCACCAUCUCACCAUGGACCAGGUUAUCCACGCGAACCCCCCGAUACCGAUCCGCAUCAAGAAUGUCAAGAACCCCACUGGCGUCGGCACGAUCGUCGUCCCCGACCCCGUUCUUGCGGCAGGCCACCAGAUUCAACGCCACGCGUGGUCAGAUCCCGCUCGGCUUAAGAAACCAAAGAGGCCCACGGCUGUGACAAUCAAGGAUAAGAUCUCCGUCAUCAACGUGCACUCGAACAAGCGCUCCAUAUCGCACGGUUUCUUCGCCAAGGUGUUCUCCAUCCUGGACAGGCAUCAGGUCUCCGUCGAUCUCAUUUCCACCAGUGAGGUGCACGUGUCCAUGGCCAUCCACGUUGGCAACUCGGAGCCGGGCCAAUUUGACAAGGCGAGGCUCGAGCUUGAGGACUGCGGUGAUGUCAGCAUCCUACACGACAUGGCGAUUCUCAGCCUUGUUGGUGCCGAGAUGAAGAACAUGGUCGGUAUCGCGGGUCGCAUGUUCUCGACCCUGGGCGAGCACCAAGUCAACCUGGAGAUGAUCUCGCAGGGCGCGAGUGAGAUCAACAUUUCGUGUGUCAUCGGUGCGCGCGAUGCGACUCGAGCCAUGAACAUUUUGCACACCAAUCUGUUUACUUUCCUCGACUAA